GGGAGAAAAAUGUCCUGACUUUGGAGAGUUUUAUAGCACAGCCUGACAAGGGAGUCUUAGCUUGGAGAGAGGAGAGUCCUUUGGAAGCUGCUUUGGAGACAGACUCAAAGAUGGCACAGCCAGAGGCAGCUGGCCCUGAAACAGAAAGACACCCUGAUGCCCUGAUGACCAAGCACAGCGAAGGCUCGUGGGAGAGAUCCGUGCGGAAGGUGCCGGACGAAGACACUGCCAGCUCAGAUUUACAGCGUCAACUGUUUAGGUGCUUUUCCUACAAGGAAGCUGAAGGUCCCCGAGAAGUUUGUACUCACCUCCACCAUCUUUGCCAUCAGUGGCUGAAGCCAGAGAACCACACCAAGGCUCAGAUCCUGGACCAGCUGAUCUUGGAGCAGUUCCUGAUCAUCCUUCCUCUGGAGAUGUCCAGCUGGGUGAGGGAAUGUGGAGCGGAGACCAGUUCCCAGGCGGUGGCCCUGGCCGAAGGCUUCCUCCUGAGCCAGGCAGAGAAGAAAUGGCAGGGGAGAAAUCUUUCUGCAGACAUUCAGUUUGACUUCCCAGGGGCAGAGAUGGAUCCAUUGGGAACUGGAGAGAGUCCAGUGCAAGGAGAGAUCAAGCAGGAUGAGGAAGGAGGUGCUACGUUGCAGGAGGUUGUAAUGAGGCUGACAAGUCCUGAGCCAUCUCUUUUUCCUUGCCAUGAAACGGAAGCAGAUCAGGCUCCUGUGAUGUUUGAGGAGGUGGCUGUUGCUUUCACCCAGGAGGAGUGGGCACUGCUGGAUCACGACCAGAGGGUCCUGCACCAGGAGGUCAUGGAGGAAAACCAUGAGAUCGUGGCCUCCCUCGCUGACAACUGGAGGGCAACAACUAUAUGGCCACAGAGAGGGAGGAGUUUCAGGCAGAAAUUAGCACUCAUCAGACACCAUCCAUCCCACGAAAAAGAGAAGAGUAAUUUCCAAGGGAAGGCCUACAAACAGAUCCAGAGUGGGAAAUGUUUUGCCCAGAAUAUGGCUUCUGCCUAUCAGAAGACAGGUCAUGUUGCAGAGGACAAUGAGGGAUGGGGAGUCUCUGGGAAAGGUUUCAGUGACAUGUCCCAUCGUACAAGCUGUGUGAGAAAAUAUAUUACAAGCUAUCCCAGAGAAUAUUCAAGAGAGAAACUGUCCAAGUGCCAGGAAUGUGGGAAAUGUUAUACUUGUAAUUCUUACCUUGUGAAGCACCAUAGUGUACACAACAGAGAGAAAUACCAAUGUCUGGAGUGUGGGAAAUGUUUUGCUCACCAUUCAAAUCUACUGAUACACCAGAGAGUCCACACGCGAGAAAAACCUUACAAAUGUCAGGACUGUGGGAAAGGUUUUGCUCAGAAUUCAGAUCUUAUAAAGCAUGGGACAGUACACACAGGAGAGAAACCCUAUAAGUGCCAGGAAUGUGGGAAAUGUUUUUCUCGGAAUUCAAACUUUCUGACCCACCAGAGAAUUCACAUUGGAGACAAACCAUACAAAUGCCAGGAGUGUGGGAAGUGUUUUGCACACAAUACAAAUCUUGUGAAGCAUCAGAUUUUACAUACAAGAGAGAAAACAUACAGUUGCCAGGAAUGUGGGAAAUGUUUUUCUCAAAAUUCACACCUCCUGAUUCACAAAACAAUCCACACAGGAGAGAAACCAUGGAAAUGCCAGGAGUGUGGGAAAUGCUUUGUUCGUAAGUCAAGCCUUUUGAGUCAUCAGAGGGUCCACACAAGAGAGAAACCAUAUAUGUGCAAGGCAUGUGGGAAACGUUAUGCUUAUCAUUCACAGUAUGCAAACCACCAAAGAAUCCAUGAGGGCGGAGAACUACACAAGUGUCUUCAGUGUGGCAAGUGCUUUGCUCAGAAUUCAAACCUCCUGAUCCACCAAAGAAUCCAUACAGGAGAUAAACCAUACAAGUGCCAAGAAUGUGGGAAGUGUUUUGCUCGGAAUGCAGAUCUUGUGAAGCAUCGGAUUGUACACACAAGAGAUAAAUCAUACCAGUGCAACGAAUGUGGGAAGUGUUUUUCUCAAAAUUCACACCUUUUGAAUCACCAGCGAAUCCACACAGGAGAGAAGCCGUAUAAGUGUCAGGAAUGUGGCAAAUGCUUUGCUCGGAAUUCAAACUUAGUGACCCACGAGAGAAUCCAUACAGGGGAGAAACCAUACAAGUGCCAGGAAUGUGGGAAGUGUUUUGCUCGGAUCUCAAAUCUUGUGAAGCAUCAGACCGUACACAAAAAAGACAAACCAUACAAGUGCCAGGAGUGUGACAAAUGCUUUUCUCUGAAUUCAAACCUUCUGACUCACCAGAGAAUCCACACAGGAGAGAAACCCUACAAGUGUGAGGAAUGUGGGAAAUUUUUUUCCAGGAAUUCAAACCUUCUGACUCACCAGAGGAUCCACACAGGAGAGAAACCCUACAAGUGCCAGGAAUGUGGGAAGUGUUUUGCUUGGAAUUCAAACCUUGUGAAGCAUCGGAGAGUUCAUUCUGGGAAGAAACUAUACAAGUGCGAGGAAUGUGAUAAGUGUUUUGUUUGGAAUUCACACCUUGUGAAGCACCAGAGUGUACACAAUAGAGAAAAAUACCAAUGUCAGGAAUGUGGAAAAUAUUUUACUCACCAUUCAAACCUACGGAUACACCAGAGAGUCCACACACGAGAGAAACCAUACAAAUGCCAGGAGUGUGGGAAAUAUUUUGCUCAUAAGUCAAGUCUUUUGAGCCAUAAGAGAGUCCACACAGGGGAGAAACCAUAUAGCUGCCAAGAAUGUGGGAAAUGCUUUGCUUAUAGCUCACAGUUUGUGAAUCAUCAAAGGAUGCACACAGGAGGACAACUGUACAAGUGUCAAGAGUGUGGGAAGUGUUUUGCCCAGAAUUCAAAUCUUGUGAAACAUCAGACCGUACACACAAAGGAGAAACCAUAUCAGUGCCAGGAGUGUGGAAAAUGCUUUUCUCAGAAUUCGAAUCUUCUGAUCCACCAGAGAAUCCACACAGGAGAGAAACCAUGGAAAUGCCAAGAGUGUGGGAAAUGUUUUGCUCGUAAGUCGAGUCUACUGAGUCAUUGGAGGGUCCACACAGGGGAGAAACCAUACAAGUGCCAGGAGUGUGGCAAAUGUUUUGCUUAUAGCUCACAGUUUGUGAACCACCAAAGGAUGCACACAGGAGGGCAACUAUAUAAGUGUCAAGAGUGUGGGAAGUGUUUUGCCCAGAAUUCAAAUCUUGUGAAGCAUCAGACUGUACAUACACGAGAGAAACCAUACCAGUGCCAGGCAUGUGGGAAAUGUUUUUCUCAAAAUUCGAAUCUUCUGAUCCACCAGAGAGUCCACACAGGAGAGAAACCAUACAAAUGCCAAAUGUGUGGGAAAUGUUUCGCUCAUAAGUCAAGCCUCUUGAGUCAUCAGAGAGUCCACACAGGGGAGAAACCAUACAAAUGCCAGGAAUGUGAUAAAUGUUUUACACACAGUUUACAGCUUGUGAACCAUCAGAGAGUCCACACAGGAGGGCAACUUUACAAAUGUCAGGAGUGUGAGAAAUGUUUUGCUUGGAAUUCGAAUCUUGUGAAGCAUCAGACUGUACAUACAAGAGAGAAACCAUAUAAAUGUCAAGCAUGUGGCAAAUGCUUUUCUCAGAAUUCAAACCUUCUGAUCCACCAGAGAGUCCAUACAGGAGAGAAACCAUACAAAUGCCAAGAGUGUGGGAAAUGUUUUGCUCAAAAAUCAAGUCUUCUGAGCCAUCAAAGGAUCCACACAGGGGAGAAACCAUAUAAAUGCCAAGAGUGUGGGAUGUGUUUUGCUUACAGUUCACAGCUUGUGAGUCAUCAAAGAGUCCACACAGGAGGGCAACUAUACACGUGUCAGGAGUGUGGAAAAGGUUUUGCUCAGAAUUCAAAUCUUGUGCAACAUCAAAGAGUGCACACAGGAGAGAAACCAUACAAAUGCCAGGAAUGUGGGAAGUGUUUUGCUCACAGUUCCCUGCUUGUGAAGCAUAAGAGAAUCCACACAGGAGAGAAACCGUAUAGAUGUCAUGAGUGUGGGAAAUGUUUUGCUCAGAAUUCAAACCUUGUGAAACACCAUAGAGUCCAUACAGGAGAGAAACCUUACAAAUGCCAAGAGUGUGGGAAAUGUUUUGCUCAGAAUUCACACCUUAUGACACAUCAUACUGUCCACCUAGGAGAAAAACCAUACAAAUGCCAGAAGUGUGGAAAAGGAUUUGCUAGCAAGUCAUACCUUUUAAUUCAUCAGAAAGCUCACAGAGGGGAGAAAGCCAUGGAAAUGCCAGGAAUGUGGAAGAUGUUUUGUUCGAAAUUCAGCCCUGCUAAUUCACAGAAGAGUCCACGAGGGGGAGAAGCCAUUGAAAUCCCCGGAGCAUGGGAAAUGGUUUUUUUGCAAGGCAAGGCUUCUGGCACAUCAGAGCAGAGUAGAUUUCAUUUAAAUAAAAAUGAUCUGAAAAAUGAUCUCAAUCCUAAUUUAAAUAACUAUUCAGAUAAACUCAGUUUAAUCUUGUGAUUUCCCCCUGUAAAUAGUAAAGCCUUGCCUGCUCUCUUAUAUAUAGUUCAAAUAGUUCUGUGUUGACUGACACUUUUAGUGUCACUGUGCAGCUUCCGAAUGAGUAGUAAACGCCGAACACAUUGUCUGUAAAGUUGCAAACGUACAAAAGCUAGAAUUGCUAUUUUAAAGGAACCGGCAUUGUUGAAGGAAAUGGGUGAAAGCACCCCAGAGACUGUGAUAGGGCUUCCAGAACUGUUCAGCAUUACAUCUUUUCAAGUAAGGAAAAAAAGCUUUUAGAAUAAUUUUGGAAUUGGAAAAUACAGUGGUGCUUCG
Pogona vitticeps (central bearded dragon) is the source of this 4805-nucleotide messenger RNA. The record is from RefSeq and is a predicted model, not a curated record. Lineage: Eukaryota; Metazoa; Chordata; Lepidosauria; Squamata; Agamidae.